CACAAUAGCUCGAGCUCGACGUGCCUCUCUCUCACAUCGGUUGGUGAGCGCGAGCUCUCUCCAUCCUCUCCUAAAGCCCUUUACUUUGCGCAUGUACAGCCAAACUGAACAUUUCAUCGACUCCAAGAUGGCGUUAACACCACUGGCUUGCGUUCUGCUUCUCCUUUCCAUGCAAUGCUACAUCAGCACCUUGGCAGUCAUCCUCAAGACGACGAACACUAAACCGUGGGUCAAUGAGUUUGAAUCAAUCGAGCUGUCCUGCAUGAUAGAGUCGAUCACCACUUCUAGUCCCAGAAUAGAAUGGAAGAAGAUUAAGAAUGGAGAGCCCAGUUAUGUAUAUUUUGAAAAGAAAAUAGCAGGUGACCUGGAAAAGAGAGCGAAAAUUCGAGAACCCGCAACCUUAGUCAUUCUCAACGCAACAAGAUCUGAUACUGCUGAUUACCGCUGUGAAGUCACCGCCCCCAAUGACCAAAAAUCCUUCGAUGAGAUUUUGAUAUCACUUACUGUAAGAGUGAAGCCCGUCAUGCCCAGAUGCUCCGUACCCCAGUCCGUCCCGGUGGGCAAACCAGCAGAACUGCAUUGUGUGGAGGAUGAGGGCUACCCGAAGUCCCAAUACCAGUGGUUCCGUAACAAGGAGGAAAUCCCAGAAGACCCCAAGAGCAGUCCAAAGUUCUUAAACUCCACUUACACCCUGGACGGAGAGAUGGGCACUCUGAAAUUCAGUGCGGUCAGGAAGGAGGAUGCGGGAGAGUACUACUGCAGAGCCAAGAAUGAGGCUGGGUUCUCUGAAUGUGGACCGCAGACGAUGGAAGUUUAUGAUAUAAACAUUGCUGGCAUCAUCCUGGGCGUAGUGGUUGUGGUGACAGUCCUUCUGUGUAUAACAGUGGGCAUCUUCUGUGCCUAUAAACGAGGCUACUUCACCAGCCAGAAGCAGACGGGAAACAAUUACAAAGCUCCAGCAAAAGGAGAUGGAGUGGACUAUGUGAGAACAGAGGAUGAGGGGGAUUUCCGACACAAAUCCUCAUUUGUCAUCUGAGAGGAGGAAGAUGGGUGAUGGAAGAGAUUCAGAAUUACAUUAAAAGUUAUUGGCGCUAUUAUACCUCUCAGACACAAAUCCCCAAAUGAGGACACAGAUGUCGGAGCUGCCGCGGCACGUGCCUUGCUUUUUGGCACGACUGCAACGAAACAAUUCGUAUUUGCCAAAGGUGACAAAUAAUCAUGUCUGAUCACUGUUUAAAGACACAAGAUGUUUUUUGUUUCUUUAAUUCAACUUUUACAACCCCUUUUUACAGCUGACUAAAAUUUUGCCUGUCGGCAGAACCCGAUAUACAGCAAGAAAAUGUUUUCCUCUAACUCUUCUGUCAUUUUUAAAACAUUUGUUUUGUACUAGUUAAAUUUGUCAGACUAUUUUUGAUGGAAUAUAUUUUAAAAUGCCUAUAGAAAAAAAAAAAGUUUUACUUUUUUAAAUAUUUGUAAAAUACUAACAUAGAAGCCAGUAGUUUUUUUUUUUUUUUUUUGACUAACUUGGUGGUGAGAGAAACCAUUCCCACCAACUUCACAUCCUUGGUUUUAGUCAUUCGACAUGCAAAUAAUGUACCAGACCACUUGACGUGCGGAUGUUUUGUUUUGUUUCAAAUCCUUUCAAUGGCAUAUCCAGCGACACCGGCUUCAAUCAAAGGUCUUAUGUACUUACUAUACUGCUGGGAUUUCAUGUUAAUAUGAAAGGACGUUCCAUGUUCAUGUUUGUAGAUAGUCUUAGACAGUGAGUAUCUUUGAAAAAACACCAGCAAAAAUGCUGGAGAAUAUUUUGAAAGACCAGUGCUGCGUAUUCUUGAUUUUAAGUGUCCUUCUAUGCUAGCUGUUUAUUUUGUAUAUAGUGAAUAUACUGUCUAGGUUUUAUUAUUAUUUUUUUUAAUUAUUUUAUUCUUUUUUCCUCCCUCUCUCUCUCUGUCUCUUCUUUUUCUUAUUUGAGUGAGAAAUGCUCUCCAUGUUACGUUUUAACAUAACAGGGUUUGUAUGUUGGCUAACUGGUUGUAUAUAGAUCCACUGUGAGCUACACUGUGCAUAAGAAGUUUUUGGUUUAACCAAACAUUGAAUGAGGCAAAUAUGACACUCUUUCCAUGAAAAAAAAAAAAAAAAGGUCAUGGUAGAGAGGGGAUCUGCCUUAUUAAAUACAUUAUAAAAAUGCCUGGAACCAUGUAAACUUACCUUUCUUCCUUAGCAGCGAUUUGGACUAUUCACACAUAAUAAUGUUAAAGAGUACAAUCAGCUGAAACUGAAUGCUUUUGUUAAUAUUUUAUGAGUAAAAACAUUUAUUUAUUUUUUUUUAUCCUGCCACAUGUUCAGAAAUCUUCAGCUAACUUCUGAAAAGAAUCAUAAAUCAUUCCUCUUAAGUGCCUUCCUGUGUAGACAGUGACAAUAAUGCAGUUUUCAAUCACUAAAUGCUGUAGCAGUUAAUUGGAAUAUGCAGAACAAUUUUUCUAAUUCACUUCUUCAUCACUCUUAAACCAGGUCAAUAUUCAGAAAAGAACAGGUGUUUGAGAGGAAUGAUAAUGUUCUGCGCUCACCCACUGUUUUGGUCACACAUAUCUAAUAUUAUAAAAAAAUCUUGUAAAUAGACCUGUUGUUGUGAAUUGAUUUUGGGGAUUUUUUUUUUCUUUUUUUUGGUCAUUGACGUAGAUAUUCUAUUAUGUAUUAGUGCCUAAACGUAGAUUGAAAUUAUGUUUCAGGAGGACAGAGCACUAGUGUUAUUUCAGCAGAUGGAAUCAGAGUUUUAUAGUUUCACUAGAUAUAAUUGAUUUUAUAUAGAAAGUUAGAAAGCGAGGUAAAUUUCGAGUCACAGCCCAAUUCAGUCCUAUAUACCUACAUAUGGAGUACUGUGAGGGUAAUAGAAAAUAAAGUAUUUUGUGGGUUUGAAAAAAAAAAAAAAAAAAGCAGGGAGAGCUGUACCAAAUACUGACUGCCAAAAGAGCAUUUUUUUCCAAUUCCAGUAUUAUUCUGCUCCCAGAUCUUUCUUUUCUUUUUUAAAUUUUGUUUGUAACUCUUGAGUAAGAUUUUUUUGGAGGCCGAGUUUAGAUGUUUUUUAGUUUCUCUGGAGUUUGUGGUUGUUUUGAGACAGCUGGAAUUUUAAAUGAAACAUAUUUCAUUCACUGAAUUCAUGUCCCAUUGGUUUGGGACUGGUACAAAUCCUGUGUGAAUUCUUGAACAGUAUGUUUGUGAUUAAUAAAACUCACUUCUUAAAUUCA
This is a messenger RNA of Megalobrama amblycephala (Wuchang bream), 3245 nucleotides long. RefSeq names its product junctional adhesion molecule 3b (gene jam3b). The record is from RefSeq and is a predicted model, not a curated record. Gene Ontology annotation, biological process: cell adhesion; angiogenesis. Bases 92 to 1036 code for a protein of 314 amino acids. Lineage: Eukaryota; Metazoa; Chordata; Actinopteri; Cypriniformes; Xenocyprididae. Gene Ontology annotation, molecular function: protein heterodimerization activity; protein homodimerization activity. The transcript is spliced from 9 exons.